CGGUGUGAGACACGGGGUGAGACACGGGGUGAGACACGGGGUGUGACACGGGGUGAGACACGGUGUGAAACACGGGGUGAGACACGGGGGGAGACACGGUGUGAGACACGGGGUGAGACACGGGUUGAGACGCGGGGAGAACCGAAGACUCACCCGCCGGAGAGAGGAGCUGCCAAAGGCCCCACGGCGGAGGUCCCCACGGCGGAGGGUGUCCCCACGGCGGAGGGUGUCCCCACGGCGGAGGGUGUCCCCACGGCGGAGGGUGUCCCCACGGCGGAGGGUGUCCCCACGGCGGAGGUCCCCACGGCGGAGGUCCCCACGGCGGAGGUCCCCACGGCGGAGGUCCCCGGCUCUCCGGGCGGGCUGCUGGGGCUGUUACGUCACCACGGCAACAACAGGCGCAUGGCGGAGGAGUCGGGGGGGCGGGGCGAGGGGAGGGGGAGGGGCUUCCGUGAGGCUCCAAAGGAAGUGGGCCCCCUGGUGGGCUGUGGGCGGAUCGCAGCCUCGAACUCGCCACCCACCCUCAUCCACCCACCUCCUUCACCGCCCGGGUUACUGGGCGGUGGUGGUGGUGGUGGCGGUGGUGGCGGUGGUGGUGGUGGUGGUGGCGGUGGUGGCGGUGGUGGUGGUGGCGGUGGUGGCGGUGAGGGUGUGGAAGAAGAGGCCUAUGGCGCUGACUGGGAAUUCCGCUGGGCAAGGCUGCUGGAAUUUCGCAAGGCUCAUCGUCAAGAGUGCUGCAGUGGUGAUGAUGAUGGUGGUGAUGACGGUGGUGGUGGUGGUGACGGUGGUGGUGACGGUGGUGGCGGUGGUGGUGGUGGUUGGAGAAAUGCGGUGGAUGGGCAUCAGUGCACGUUUGUGUACCGCGUGGGUCGGCGUCUCUUCGUGGAGCCGGCGAGCGGCGGUGGCGACGCUUCGUGCGCCGUCUGUGGCCGCACGAAGCGCGGAGACACGAGACGCACAAACCUCAUCAGGGUGACUUUGUCCCAGGGUUCCCUGCUGCCUCCACACCGCCCCCGCCUGCUCACAGCAGCCCACGUGGUACCACAACAACCAUCACAACAACCACAACAACCAUCACAACAACCACAACAACCAUCACAACAACCACAACAACCAUCACAACAACCACAACAACCAUCACAACAACCACAACAACCAUCACAACAACCACAACAACCAUCACAACAACCACAACAACCAUCACAACAACCACAACAACCAUAACAACAACAACAAUCACAACAACAACAACCAUCACAACAACCAUCACAACAAGAACAACCAUCACAACAACAACAACCAUCACAACAACCAUCACAACAACCAUCACAACAACAACCAUCACAACAACAACAACCAUCACAACAACAACAACCAUCACAACAACCACAACCAUCACAACAACAACAACCAUCACAACAACAACCAUCACAACAACAACCAUCACAACAACAACAACCAUCACAACAACCAUCACAACAACCAUCACAACAACAACAACAAUCACCACAACAACAACCACAACAACCAUCACAACAACAACAACACACACACAACAACCAUCAUCACCACCACCGUCACCAUCACCACCAUCACCACCACCAUCACCACCAUCAUCAUCACCACCAUCAUCACCAUCAACACCACCAUCACCACCACCAUCACCACCAUCAACACCACCAUCACCAUCAUCAUCACCACCAUCACCACCACCACCAUCACCAUCACCACCAUCAUCACCAUCACCACCAUCAUCA
Messenger RNA from Lethenteron reissneri (Far Eastern brook lamprey), 1757 nucleotides. RefSeq lists its product as uncharacterized. NCBI's taxonomy places the organism in Eukaryota, Metazoa, Chordata, Hyperoartia, Petromyzontiformes, Petromyzontidae. Gene Ontology annotation, biological process: negative regulation of cell migration; negative regulation of G2/M transition of mitotic cell cycle. The record is from RefSeq and is a predicted model, not a curated record.